AUGGUCGCCGAGACAAAGCUAUACGAUUCGCUAGGCAUUGCGCCAACUGCGACACCCGAAGAGAUCAAAAAGGCUUAUCGCAAAGCCGCCUUGAAGUACCACCCCGACAAGAACCAAGACAACCCGCAAGCGUCUGAAAAGUUCAAAGAAGUCUCACAAGCCUACGAAAUCCUCUCCGAUGCCGACAAACGCAAGACCUAUGACCAAUUCGGUCUCGAGUUCCUUCUAAGAGGUGGUGCCCCUCCACCAGAGGAUGCUGGCGGCGCUGGAGGCUUCGGUGGUAUGCCUGGAGGCUUCGGAGGCUUCCCUGGAGGAGCUGGAGGUCCUGGUGGUGCAAAGUUCCACUUCUCCACUGGAGGAGGUGGUGGCAUGCCUGGUGGCUUCUCCUUCAGCAACCCCGAAAGCAUCUUCUCCGAAUUUCUCAGGAAUGGUGCUGGUGGUGGAGGUAUGGGCGGUGGCAUGGGAGACGAUGACGACUUCUUCUCAUCCUUUACUGGUGGCAUGCCUGGUGGUUUUGGUGGACGCCCUGGUGCAGGUGCUCGAGCACGUCCUAGUAUGAAUGGCGGCAUGCCCAGACGCCAGCAAACACCCGAAGUCACAGUGGUCGAGAAGCCCUUACCAGUCACCCUCGAAGAUCUGUUCGCCGGCUGCACCAAGAAGAUGAAGAUCAAGAGAAAGACAUUCGACGAGCGCACUGGCAAGCAGUCGGUACAAGAUCGCAUCCUUGAGGUUCCGAUUAAGAAGGGUCUCAAGCCCGGCAGCAAGAUCAAGUUUGCAGGAGUCGGAGAUCAGGUCGAGGGAGGCGUCCAAGACUUGCAUUUCGUUGUAGAAGAGAAAGAGCACCCCCUAUACAAGCGCGAAGGCGACGACCUCGUCCACAACGUCGAGAUCACUUUGAAAGAGGCACUCACUGGCUGGUCCAGAACUGUCAAGACCAUCGAUGGCAAGCAAAUUGGUGUCAGCUCUGGCGGCCCUACACCACCAACAUACAAAGAUCGCUACCCCAACCUGGGUAUGCCCAAGAGUAAGAAGCCAGACGAAAGAGGCGAUUUCGUCGUUGGUGUCAAGAUCCAGUUCCCUGCCAGUUUGACACCCGCACAAAAGAACCAGCUCAAGGAUGUUUUGUGAGCAGAGCGAUUGGAGAAAAACUAGCGAUGGCGUUCUUGAACUCUUUCUAUUCUUCUGUACCUUUCUUCUUUUCUCGAACGAGCGUUUUUAAUUGGAGCGAGGCAUUUGGCGAUGAUGAGGGCCUCGGAGAGGGCCUGUUUAUUAGAUGAAUUAAUGAAACUUUAUGCAAGC
Aureobasidium pullulans EXF-150 is the source of this 1299-nucleotide messenger RNA. RefSeq names its product DnaJ-domain-containing protein. NCBI's taxonomy places the organism in Eukaryota, Fungi, Ascomycota, Dothideomycetes, Dothideales, Saccotheciaceae. Gene Ontology annotation, biological process: translational initiation. Gene Ontology annotation, molecular function: protein-folding chaperone binding. Bases 1 to 1128 code for a protein of 375 amino acids. The transcript is spliced from 2 exons. Gene Ontology annotation, cellular component: cytosol. The record is from RefSeq and is a predicted model, not a curated record.